UGCCGGGAGCGGGGCGCUGGUCGCGGGUCGCGAUCGAUCGCGAUCGAUCCCGAUUGAUCCCGAUCGGCCGCGAUCGAACCGGGCCCCGGGGCCCCUCCCCCCGCCGCGAUGUUCUUCACGUGCGGCCCCAACGAGGCCAUGGUGGUGUCGGGUCUGUGCCGCAGCCCCCCGGUGCUGGUGGCCGGGGGUCGGGUGCUGGUGAUCCCCUGCCUGCAGCAGAUCCAGCGGAUCUCCCUGAACACGCUGACGCUGCCGGUGCGCAGCGAGAAGGUUUACACGCGGCACGGGGUGCCCAUCUCGGUCACGGGCAUCGCUCAGGUGAAGAUCCAGGGGCAGAACAAGGAGAUGCUGGCGGCCGCCUGCCAGAUGUUCCUGGGCAAGUCGGAGUCCGAGAUCGGCCAGAUCGCCCUGGAGACCCUCGAGGGCCACCAGAGAGCCAUCAUGGCCCACAUGACCGUGGAGGAGAUCUACAAGGACCGGCAGAAGUUCUCGGAUCAGGUUUUCCGCGUGGCCUCGUCCGACCUCGUCAACAUGGGCAUCUCCGUGGUCAGCUACACACUCAAGGACGUGCACGACGAGCAGGAUUACCUGCGCUCCCUGGGCAAGGCCCGCACGGCUCAGGUGCAGCGCGACGCCCGCGUGGGAGAGGCCGAGGCCAAGCGGGACGCCGGGAUCCGGGAAUCCCGGGCCCGUCAGGAGCAGCUCUCAGCCCAGCUGCUCUCCGAGGGUUUCACGGCUCGCUCCGAGCGCGAUUUCCGGCUCUGCCAGGCCCAGUGCGACGGCGCCGUCAGCGCCCGCCGCGCCACCGCCGAGCUCGCCUUCCAGCUCCAGGCGGCCCGCACGCAGCAGGCGAUCGCGGAGCAGCGGGCGCAGGUGGAGGUGGUGGAGCGGGCGCAGCGGGCGCAGCUGCAGGAGCAGGAGGUCGGGCGGCGCCAGCGGGAGCUCGACGCCACCGUCCGCAAACCCGCCGAGGCUGAGAGGUUCCGCCUCGAGCGCCUGGCAGAGGCCCAGAGGACGCAGGUGCUGCUCCAGGCGGAGGCCGAGGCCGAGGCCCUCAAGGUGACGGGGGCGGCGCGAGCGGCCGCCGUGUCCUCCCGGGCUCGCGCCGAAGCCGCCGCCGCCGCCGCCAAGGCCGAGGCCUUCGGCCAGUUCCAGGAGGCCGCCGUCGUCGAGAUGGUGCUCAACAGGCUGCCCCAGGUGGCCGAGGCGGUGGCCCAGCCCCUGUUGGGGACCCGCCGGGUGACCCUGGUGGCCUCGGGCGGCUCCGGCGCCGUCGGCGUCUCCCGAAUUCCCGGCGAGAUCCUGGAGCUCGUCACCCGCCUGCCCCAGGCCGUCGGAUCCCUGGCACAGGUGACCCUGACGGAGCCCGAGGCCGGAGCCACCCGAGGGUCCCCAAGUGCCACCAAAGUGUCCCCAAGUGCCACCGAAGUGUCCCCAAGUGCCACCAGCGGGACCCCCCCGGGCGCCACCAACCCCCCAAAGUGACCCCAAAGUGUCCCCGGGUGCCACCACCCCCCAGGGCCACCAUCAUGUCCCCAAGUGCCACCAAACUGUCCCCAAAUGCCACCACCCCCCCAGUGCCCCCAAACUGUCCCCACAUGACCCCAAAGUGACCUUAAAGUGCCACCAACCCCCUGGGCCACCAUCAUGUCCUCAAGUGCCACCCCCCUGUCCCCAAAGUGCCACCCCUGCUGUGUCCUCCCCCUGUCCCCACGAUGUCCCCAAAGUGCCACCGCUCCACUGUGACCCCCUCCCCCCUCUCAGGUGCCACCACCCCCCGCGGUGGCUGCGGCCCCAAAGUGCCACCAAAGUGCCACCAACCCCCGGUGCCACCCUGUCCCCGGAGUGUCCCCAAAGUGCCACCACCCCCAAAGUGUCCCCAAGGUGCCACCACCCCCUGGAGUGUCCCCAGAGUGUCCCCAAAGUGCCACCACCCCCUAGAAUGUCCCCAGAGUGUCCCCAAGGUGCCACCACCCCCUGGAGUGUCCCCAGAGUGUCCCCAAGUGUCACCACCCCCCAAAGUGUCCUCGAGGUGCCACCACCCCCCUGAGCUCAUCAUGUCCCCAGAGUGCCACCUCCCAGUGUCACCCUGUCCCCAAAGUGUCCCCAAGGUGCCACCACCCCCCUGAGUGUCCCCAAAGUGCCACCACCCCCCUGAGUGUCCCCAGAGUGUCCCCAAAGUGUCACCAUCCCCCAAAGUGUCCCCAAGGUGCCACCACCCUCCUGAGCCCAUCAUGUCCCCAAAGUGCCACCUCCCAGUGUCACCCUGUCCCCAAAGUGUCCCCGAGGUGCCAUCACCCCCCAGUGUCACCCUGUCCCCAAAGUGUCCGCAGAGCGUCCCCACCUCAAUAAAGUGGCAGCGCCGGCA
Molecule: messenger RNA, 2368 nt
Organism: Chiroxiphia lanceolata (lance-tailed manakin)
Lineage: Eukaryota; Metazoa; Chordata; Aves; Passeriformes; Pipridae
Gene: FLOT1
Product: flotillin 1
Exons: 13
Coding region: 109-1485 (458 amino acids)
Biological process (GO): protein localization to plasma membrane; protein kinase C signaling; positive regulation of cell-cell adhesion mediated by cadherin
Cellular component (GO): plasma membrane
Source: RefSeq, a predicted model, not a curated record